GCGUUAUUUUUUAAAUUAGAUUUGUUGAAAAUUAAAUAGAAUGCUUAUUAUAUAAGAUAAAGGAAAAUUGGAUAUGUGGAAUGUCGGAGGUUUGCAGCCAGACGAGAUGAAUCAGAUUCGAUGGAGCAUAAAAUCAGCAUCACCAGCCGCAUCAGCGAUUGCGGCAGGCAAGAGGCAAAAGACCGAUGGAUGGACGAAGCCGUCACGAAGCGGGCCGACGUUCCUGUACCAAACGAGAUUAAUAGAGAUCCGCCUGUCAGCCGGACGCCUCUCCGUCUGAGCGAGAUCCAGCGGCUUCCAGACGGCCAGUCUUCUCGCAGAUCGCAACCUGCGUGGGCAACAACCGAUCGUGAUCGAUCGCACGCGAUCGGCGACGAGAAUGAAGGCAACGAAAGUAGAACACACAGGGAAGAGGUUCGGCAACACGUAUGCUGUGCAAGACAUGAGAGAAUGAUCGAUGUUGGAUACGGAAUAUCGGGUGAAAUUAUCCAAAUUGAUGCAGGCCAUUGUCGUAAAUUGUGUCCGCGACACGUGUUGGACGAUCCAGGAGACGCGAGUCGGCCCACUGUCCAGAGAUGCUUCCCGGAAUCACAUUGUCGCCCGAAGGCGUCGAAACUGGAGAGGGUGUCAACGAUUCAAGGGGUUCGCGUGAUCGAAGUCACGGAAGCCUGCGAAUGCACAUCGGAUUCUUCUUGUAGGCGAGAAUCUUUCACGCAUCUCGUGCAUUCUGGCACUCCUCAUCAAGCCGUGAUGGAUGUCGGUGUGUGCAUGGGUCACUGUGCUAAAGAUCUUGGAUGCAAACCGGUGAGGAACAGUACGGUUAGCAUAAAAGGGCCGAACGGAGACGAAGUGUAUCAGGUGAUCGAGAAAUGUGGCUGCGCUGGAACAUGCCACAAAAUGGAUCACAUGGAGACCGUUCUAGAUUUCAGCGAAGUCGAAAUAAAGGACGGUACGAAUACAACGGAUGUGAGGCCGGUCGUUCGGCAAAUUAACGUCGGCCAAUGCGUUGGGACGUGUCCAGGAAACGAGACGGAAAUGUGCCUUUUGAGAGACAAAAGAGAGCCAUCGAGAUGCUUGGCGGGCCUGUACUCGAAGCAACACACUUGCACACCUGCUAGAUUCAAAGUUCACGAGUACAGGUAUUUGGUAAUCGUCGAUGAUGAAGAUGCAAUUAUCCCGUUUUUGUCGCGCGUACCAUACUCCAUGCUCCAUUACUCCGUCAAUUCGUCCGAGUGUCAAUUCCUCGACCGAAUCCAGAGAAGAGACGUAGUACAGUCGCGACUAGUAUUCCACUUUCUCGCCAUUCUUCUCCACUCACGAAUCGCGCGUGAGCGAGAAAUGAUGAUGAGAGACGUCCGGUUCCUUCUCCUUUUCGCGACGCUCUUCUUCUUUUCGUCCUGUUUUCACGUGCACGCACACCCGAGCCGUUUCACCGAGGAUGACAACGCCGGCGGGAGAGAACUCGUGAACUCGUGGCCCUUGGACGAUUUGAACGAGCACGACGACGCUCGUCGGAACGAGAUUUUGGAGAAGCUGCAACAGGUUCUUGGUAUUCGAAGUUACAGUGAGAAAACGGGACGUCGUAAGGUGCCGCCUCAAUUUAUGGUUGAACUGUAUAACAAUGUAGCGGAUCCUAGCGGUGUUACGCGUGGUAAAAAUCCGUACAACGCCAAAGUCGUCCGCAGCUUCAUCGAAAGAGACACCACCACAUCGCGGUUUUACUUCUUCAACAUCACAGGUUUAGAAGUGGACGAAUCCGUUCUGGAGGCGGAGCUUCAUCUGUAUCGAAAAAGGACACCUUUGAAAGCUUUGCAUCCGUCCAUUUUAGCUUCUCCGUAUUACUUGAUAAGGGUGUAUCAAGUUUUGGAUGAGAAAAGUUUGGACGUUCCUGAUCUUCACAGGCUACUAAAUGUUAGAUACGUUGGAGCGCACGCGUCUGGUUGGCAGAUAUUCAACGUGAAGCAAGCCGUUCUCGCUUGGCUAACCGGAGAGCCAAACCUUGGACUUUUAGUAACUGCUUCCACCUUAUUCGAGGAUCAAGUGAACGUGGAAUUUUCCCGACGGAAUGAGUAUCAUCAUAGCAAGCAACCGAUUUUGGUACUUUUCGACGACGAUGGAAAGGAUCAUCGAGGCGACGGUAACAGCAACGAGAUCGAGCAAGCGUUUCAUGACGACGAAGACGGGACGGAUGAUUCGAGGAACGAGUACAAUGACGGUGUGGAACAGGAUCGUGAAGGAAAAGGGCAAUUGGAAGAGACUGGUUGGCAAAGUAAAAAUAAAUCGGAAUCGUUUCAAAGACAGAAGAGAACUCAGAUAAGGGAAUACGAGGGGGUGGCUCAAACAACUCGAGAUGCGAAACGUCUCGUGGAAGAGGGUUCCGGGGGUCGACGUCGAAGGGAAACUAUGAGUCUUACGAAAAAAUUGCACGGAAUUUCUUCGCGCGACACGAUGCUUAGAGGCGGUUUAAUCACAUCGAUGGAUAUAUACGAACGUGCGAUGCGUCGCGAAAGAAUGGGAGAAAGAGUUGGAGGUCGAAGGUCGAGGUCGUUGUUGUUGAACGAGAAGUUCCGUGAGAAACGAUCGACGAAAAGCCGCGCGUCCGUUCGACAAAAUGUCACCGAGUGCUCGAGGCACGAGCUCUACGUGGAUUUCAAAGAAAUUGGCCUUUCCUCAUCUAUCAUUGCCCCGCUUGGCUACUCCGCUUUUCAUUGCAAAGGUAUCUGCGAAUCGCCAUUAAGUCAAGAUCAACAACCGACGAAUCACGCGACCAUCCAAGGAAUUGUUCAUAAAAUGGGACUGGUGAAAGGGGUUGAGAGACCCUGUUGCGUACCUACUAAACUGUUGGGCACGACCAUCUUGUUCUAUGAUGAUAACGAGAACGUUAUCUUGAAAGUUUACCAAGACAUGAUCGCAGACCGUUGUGGAUGCCGUUAAGAAUUUCAUUAUUUCUUA
This is a messenger RNA of Apis florea (little honeybee), 2952 nucleotides long. RefSeq lists its product as uncharacterized. Lineage: Eukaryota; Metazoa; Arthropoda; Insecta; Hymenoptera; Apidae. The record is from RefSeq and is a predicted model, not a curated record.